AUGCUGAAAGCUCCUUCCCUAAAGACUUCCAAAGUUAUCGGUUCCGGAUCACUUGCAUUCAACGAUUCAGAGCGACCUUCACAAACUUAUCAUUCCAAUAAUGAGGUGUCAGAUGACAUUGGUUACGUGGUCUACUCGGCGCUGGGCAGUUUCUACAUACCGUCCUGCAUCAUGGUCUUCGUGUACAUCCGAAUAUACUUCGCAGCGAAGGCGCGUGCGAGGAGAGGGAUCAGGAAGAACCCGAGACCACGACCUGUUGUCACAUCAGCACAAGUACAAAAAAAUCCACUGGCCUCCUGUCCACUGAGGAGUUCGACACUCUCAGUGAACGGCGAGCUUCAGCUGCAGCAGACAAGGGGCAGAGCACCCAGCGUCGCGAUAGAUGCUGACAUGGUCUCCGAGAUGGAACCGUCAUCAUCAGACUCAGGAGUAGUCAGCCGUUGUGGUGGUGUCAAACCUCUAAAGUUACGAAUCUUCAAAAAAACAGACAGGAGACAAGAGAAAUCUCAACCAAGUAAAUCAGAAUUAGAACCAGCAUUACCAAAGCCACACAAACCUAGAGAUCCAGAGAGAGAAAAGAAGAGAUUAGCGAGAAAAAAAGAGAAGAGAGCUACUUUAAUUUUAGGUUUAAUAAUGGGCAGCUUCAUAGCUUGCUGGCUGCCUUUCUUCUUCUUGUAUAUACUUAAAGCAGCUUGCAGAAACUGUGUGAUACCUUCGAGCGCGUUCGCGAUAGCCUUCUGGCUGGGGUAUAUGAACUCUGUGCUAAAUCCUGUGAUCUACACCAUCUUCAACAAGGAUUUUAGAAGAGCGUUUAGAAGAAUACUGUUUAAGUGA
Messenger RNA from Spodoptera littoralis (African cotton leafworm), 834 nucleotides. Lineage: Eukaryota; Metazoa; Arthropoda; Insecta; Lepidoptera; Noctuidae. The record is from the annotation of a GenBank genome assembly.